This is a messenger RNA of Nicotiana tabacum (common tobacco), 2940 nucleotides long. RefSeq lists its product as uncharacterized. The record is from RefSeq and is a predicted model, not a curated record. Lineage: Eukaryota; Viridiplantae; Streptophyta; Magnoliopsida; Solanales; Solanaceae.
UGUGGAGUCCAAAAGAGCGUCAUUACCAAUUACCCGUGACCCACCUACGCUACGCUACGUAGUAUUCCUCCUCUCCCUCCAGAAAGCAAAAAGAGAGGAGGCCACAGGUCGUCUAUGGUGUCCUUGCUUUCUCUGAAUUAAGCUCCUCUGCUCUCACUGCAAUUCGUUCCUCAGCUUUUUUAGUUACUCCUACUCAUCUUGGUUUCACCGCCGACACUUAUUUACACCUCCACUUCCCUACUUUCGCGGUUGUUGAGUUCAGUUAGAGGCUAGAGAAUUCAUGCAAGGUGUAGCCAAUGGAAAGACGGCCAAAGCAGAGUGGUGAAAGAAAGACAAUUGAGAAUAAAGAGCUUGUCAAAUACAUGUCAAGUUUGCCUAGUUACCUGGAAAAGGGGGGAAAUCUACAGGAGAAAGCUUUCAGUGUUGGCGUCCUAGAUUGGCAUUUUCUUGAAAAAUGGCGACACGAACAUGUAAAAGAACCUUGUAGAACUAGGGGUUGCUCACCAUCCACCAGCAAUACCUUGUCAAUUUCCUCAAUGGAGGGAUCUUCAUCCAAUUCUAGCAGAGCCAGAAGCUGCUCUCCUGCUCGUCGGAGGAUUCAUCGUCCUACAUCACAAUCUUAUUAUUCAUCACCACCUAGAGGAAGUUAUGUACAGUUGCAAAACCGAAAACCUGGCGUAGUUAAAUCCCGGGAGAUUGAGCAACUUGUCGGCAAGACAUAUCAGUAUUUUGAUGAGUAUCCACAAAGAAAUAUGCAAGAACUCGGCAAUGCUCUACACCCGCGGAGGACUCCUCAUGUUAGGAGAUCACUUGAUGGAGAGACUGAGACGAAAACAUCACGUUCCAAGGGAAAGAUGAAGAUCCAAGAUAGAGAAUGUUUAUCGAAAGGAGAUUUUGAUGAUUUUGAUUGCAUAGAGAAACAUAAAUCAGAUUUCCUUCAAGUACCAGAACCUGGCCAAGAAACUAACAGCUGCACAACUUUCUGCCCACCUGAUUCAGUAGUGAGAGACCAGAGCGCUGUGAAAUCAAGCAGACGGAGCUUUUCUUGUGGAUUUAUUUCUGCGUUCUACCAUGGACAGUCCUCUUCAGAUAUCUCUAGUUCCAGCACCCUUCCUCAUGAUGCUGAUGAGUCGAAGAUGGGACAAGUGAGUCCAAUAGAUGCAAAGGAUAGUUGCCCUUCAUCUAAGACAAUUCAGCCUUCAGCAUAUUCAGGAAAAAAAUUGUCCAGCCCACCUGGAACCAAUUCCAAACAAGAGAAGAAAUCAACUGCAAUGCUUAACAAUCCAACUACACUUAAUUCCGCAGAAUCUACAAAAGUCAGAAAUUCCUCUCCAACUCGUCGAUUUAGCUUGGCAAUGGGAAGGAUUGGCCAGAUUUCAGGUAUAAAAGAUAUGAUCACUGGAUCACAAGGUGUCAAAUGGCCUGCAGAACAAUCUAGUCCAAAUAAAACUCAAAGUUCGUCCUCACUUGAUACAGGCUGUGAUAAAUCAGACACCACUGGCCGAGCCAGGACUAGUCCUUUGAGAAGGUUGCUAGAUCCACUGCUGAAGCCAAAGACAGGCAACUCUGAUCACGUUAAAUCUUCAACAAGACGUGGUGAAUCUCCUACGAAACGCUCAUUGAAAGUGAAAUUGGAUUUAAAGGGCUGUAAAACAAUUGAUAUCGACAAUCCACGUUCUAAUGGCACAUUUGUGCCAUCAAGAUUGCAAGCUCUCCUCCAAGUAGCUGUGAAAAAUGGUCUUCCUCUAUUCACAUUUGCAGUUGACAAUGAAGUUGACAUUUUAGCAGCCACAAUGAAGAAACUUAAUCCGAAUUUGAAGGAUUACAGUUGCUGGAUUUAUACUUUCUUCACCGUUCGUGAAACAAAGAAAAAGAGUGGAAAUUGGUUAAAUGAAGUAGAAAAAGACAGAAGUCAUGGAAUUAUGCCUAAUAUCGUUGGAAAGAUGAAGGUUUCUGAUGUUCCAUUCUCCGAAUUGAACAGGCAGAAACUUGACUCACAGUUUAGGAAGAGGGAGUUCGUUUUGUUUGCUACAGAUCAGAAACCAUCUGACCUUGAGGCAAACGAUGAGCUUGCAGCUAUUGUUGUCAAAUUACCCAAUAGGAUCACCACUUGUCCUAAUGGAAGUGACCAUCAGAAUAGCAACUGCAAUAAUAUUUCAACUUCAGGUUUAACAAAUCCUUUUGAAGAUCUUAACAUGACAGUUAUCCUUCCUGGUGGUGCACAUAGCGUACCAAGUAAAGGCGAGCCUUCUUCACUGAUUAACCGAUGGAAGUCAGGUGGAUCGUGUGAUUGUGGUGGCUGGGAUUUGGGCUGCAAAUUAAGACUACUUGUGAAUCACACUAAUCAUCAAAGGAUAUCCAGUUGUUCCAAACCCAAACUUAAUGCUGCAAGAUUUGAACUUUUAUCCCAGGGAGAAGCACGGGACAGUAAGCCCAUUUUUAGCUUAUCUCCGUUCAAGGAUGGGAUCUUUUCUGUUGAAUUCAGUUCAUCAUUGAAGCUUCUUCAAGCAUUCUCCAUUUGUAUAGCAGUUUUAAAUGGUAGAAAUCAAGAACUCUUCCGAAUGCAAACUUGAUUGCUGAAAAUUUCUUCUGAAGUAAUCAUGUUGCCAGAUUCAGAGGGAGCCCAAGUGGAAUUAUCUGCCAAAUUUGUCUCAAUUCCUUCUCUUUCCCCUGCUGGAAAGGUGUAAGUGACUUGCUUUAUCAAGCAUGGUGAAACAUCAAACCAAAGGCUCUACAGUUUUUGUUUUAACUAUAGCUAAGCUUGUAAAAAGUAACGAUGAACAGAUUAAAUAUCAGUCAAUGAUUGAUAAAGUGAAUUGCCAUGAAGUUGAAUAAGGCUCAUGACUGAAUGAAGCAAUUGUAAUUUGGUGUUGCAAGUGUAGAGGAAUAAGUAUUACUAAGGUGUAUCAGCAUAUGAAUAUACAGAAGAUUUUUCAAUAU